AUGGCACCAGCUGGAGGCCCGGGGGCCAAGAGAGGUAUUUUGGAACGUCUGGACAGUGGGGAAGUUGUGAUUGGAGAUGGCAGCUUUCUCAUAACUCUGGAGAAGAGAGGCUAUGUGAAGGCUGGACUCUGGACUCCGGAAGCAGUGGUAGAACAUCCAAGUGCAGUUCGUCAGCUUCACAUGGAAUUCUUGAGAGCGGGAUCAAAUGUCAUGCAGACUUUCACCUUUUCUGCCAGUGAGGACAAUAUGGAAAGCAAGGUAAACUAUAACUGAGGGGUGGAGAUGGGGGGCGGAUGGAAUGUAAAUGCUGCUGCCUGUGACCUCGCCAGAGAAGUGGCUGGCAAAGGCGAUGCUUUGGUGGCAGGGGGGAUCUGUCAGACAUCAGUGUACAAACACCACAAGGAUGAAGCUAGAAUUAAAAAACUUUUUCGACUACAGCUAGAGGUUUUUGCCAGGAAAAAUGUGGACUUCUUGAUUGCAGAGUAUUUUGAGCAUGUUGAAGAAGCUGUGUGGGCUGUGGAAGUCCUAAAAGCAGCGGGUAAACCUGUGGCAGCCACUAUGUGCAUAGGGCCGGAGGGAGACAUGCGUGAUGUAACGCCCGGAGAAUGUGCUGUGCGGCUGGUGAGGGCAGGGGCUUCCAUCGUUGGGGUGAACUGCCGAUUUGGGCCCACGACCAGCCUGCAGACGAUAAAGCUCAUGCAGGAGGGCCUUGGGGCUGCGGGGCUGAAAGCACACCUCAUGGUGCAGCCCCUGGGGUUCCACACCCCCGACUGUGGCAAAGGAGGGUUUGUGGACCUCCCAGAAUAUCCCUUUGGACUGGAGCCCAGAGUUACCACCAGAUGGGAUAUUCAGAAGUAUGCCAGAGAAGCCUACAACCUAGGGGUCAGGUACAUUGGUGGGUGCUGUGGAUUUGAGCCCUACCACAUCAGGGCCAUUGCAGAGGAGCUGGCCCCAGAAAGGGGCUUUUUGCCACCAGCUUCAGAAAAACAUGGCAGCUGGGGAAGUGGUUUGGACAUGCACACCAAACCCUGGAUUAGAGCAAGGGCUAGAAGGGAGUAUUGGGAGAAUCUGCUGCCAGCUUCAGGCAGACCUUUCUGUCCUUCGCUAUCAAAGCCAGACGUCUAAGGAGUAGUGAAAGAAAAUACUGAAGUAAUAGAAGAGAAAGAAGUUGCCCUCCAGCCCCAUCUGGAACAUUCCUCGCCCUUAUCCUCAGCCUGCCCCGCCGUCUCCAGCUGCAGCUAUGACCCCGACGUGCACAGGCCCUUCAGUUCCAGUCAACACUGCCAUGGUUAAGCGCUGCGAUGGGUGGUGCAGCAGAGUUUAAGAGGAGUGAGAAAGGCCUGUAAUUCUGCAGUGCAUUCUUUUCAAGAUCAUCGAAAACAGCCAAACUUGUCUUUUAGGGUAAAUCUGACAUUUUAAAAUAAGCAGAAGUCAUUGAGAACCAAACCUAGUGAAUACUUCAGGUGACUAGCUAGGUGCUCGAGGAAGAUGGAGCAGCACUCUAAAGUCAAGCAAUGGGUCUGCGUUUCUUAAAGGAUUUAUAUAAUCACUGCAAAGAGAAUCCCAAAAGGAAAGAUGCAAAAACUGUUUUGCGCAAUGGCAGGAUUAUUGAAAUACAUGUAUAACCUUUCAAAGUGAUGACUUUCAAAGAUGAUUUUUACUUAAAGGUAAUAGGUCCUAGAAUUUUUUUUAAAUGUGUCUAUAUAAUCACAAAUAGCUAGAUUAUAAACUAUUUAAGGACGAGGACCAUGUCAUAAGCUUCUUAUUAUAUUUGUGCUUAUUUAGCAUUGUGCUAGACAUAAUAAUAGAUAAUCACUGAAAUACUUAUUGUCGAUUAUUUAAAAUAAGUAAAAAUGGAUAAACAGUUUAAUAAUACCUUUUUAAAAGUCAGAGUUCAAAUCUAUCUUGGUCCAAUAUUUUCUUGACUUAUGUUUGUGUUACUUGCUGUGUGCCUGUUUCUCUUUUUUUUUCACAACAAUGUAUGAAUUCAUGACAAUUGGCAAAAUUAAAAAUAAUUUACCUUUU
Messenger RNA from Galeopterus variegatus (Sunda flying lemur), 2025 nucleotides. RefSeq names its product betaine--homocysteine S-methyltransferase 2 (gene BHMT2). The transcript is spliced from 8 exons. Gene Ontology annotation, molecular function: zinc ion binding; betaine-homocysteine S-methyltransferase activity. Lineage: Eukaryota; Metazoa; Chordata; Mammalia; Dermoptera; Cynocephalidae. The record is from RefSeq and is a predicted model, not a curated record.